AUGCUGAGGGUGAUUGGGUCGGAUGACGGAGGACGAGAAAGAGCAAGAGAGGACAGGAAAAGGGUCGGUGCGAAUGCAAGCGGGACUGGGGUAUCGAGGGUCUCGCUUCGGCGCGUGUGUGUUUCUGAAGUGGGCCUCUGCGGUCAGUGUCGAGGUGAUGAAGCUGUGCAUCAGCGUCAGAGCUUGGCCGGCUUGCAGCUCAGCCCAGUCCAGCCAGUUCCAGAUCAGAGAGGAGAAUUGACCGACCGACCGACCAGGCGUCCCUCGGACUCGGCAGCGGCGAAGCCGUAG
Messenger RNA from Pseudozyma hubeiensis SY62, 291 nucleotides. RefSeq lists its product as hypothetical. The coding region runs from base 1 to 291 and encodes 96 amino acids. NCBI's taxonomy places the organism in Eukaryota, Fungi, Basidiomycota, Ustilaginomycetes, Ustilaginales, Ustilaginaceae. The transcript has a single exon. The record is from RefSeq and is a predicted model, not a curated record.